AUGCCGUUACUGGGGAAACGGCUCUUUCUGUGUUUGAUAGCUCUGUAUGGGGGCAUGUGCCAGAGACAUGAUGAUCAACAGCAGGCCAUGUUCCUUGCAGGUCCCAUGACUAUCGAGCAGGGGAAAGGCCUGAAUGAAGAAGUAUUUGAUGGAGAAUUGAUGGACAGAUUUGACUGCAGUCAUCCCAUACCUCCUGGCUCUAGACUGUACUUUGAGCACCUCCAGAGCAGAGGGGUGACCCACUUCAAGGUGCCACUGUCAUGGGCUCAGCUUCUACCCACGGGUCUCCCCAGCCAGCCCCACCAGGCUGUGGUGACCUGUUACCAGACCCUGCUGAGACAGCUGCUGGAGUCGGGCCUUCAGCCUCUGGUUGUGCUUCACGGCUCCACUGUGCCGGAGGCUCUGAGGUCACGGUUUGGAGGCUGGGAGAGCCGGGAGCUGGUGGACGUGUUUCAGCAGUACGCAGAGUUUGUGUUUGGGGAGUUUGGAGAGCUAGCAGCGUCAUGGGUGACACUGAGCAGCUUGGAUGAACUAACGGGGGCUGAGCUGCAAAACGCUCUUGAUGCACACAGCAGAAUCUAUCGCCGUUAUCACCAGAUGUUUCCCGGGAGAGAUAGACAGUUAUCAAUCGGGGUAAAGGGCAGUAAAAUCCAAGUCAUCUGUGAAACCCAACAACAGAAAUACUUAGAUUUCCUGUCUGUUAAAGUUCAGUAUGACUGCACUGACGGGCAGAACCUGGCUGAGGAACUGAGAAAUCUCAUGGGAAAGUGUGGAAAGAAACCGGUUCUCAUUUACGAGUUGAACAUCCAGGGCUGUUCUCCUUAUCACUUCCUGUCUGAUACCAAGAUAUUAGAAGUGCUGAGAAAUGCAGAACUAAAUGUUCUUGGAUUGGACAUGGUGGAUCUGUUACGUCCUGCUAACUCUGUCCCAAAAAGGUGUAAAACCUAUAACAGAAAUGAUCUUCAAACAUCAUCAUGUUUAGAAACCUACUGCAAAACCUGGAGCAAUUUUGCCACCAUGAACUCAGCUCAGCGAGAUGCGUUCCUGAAUGAAUCUUUCCCUGCAGACUUCCAAUGGGCCACGUCCAGUGAGUCCUUCAAGGUAGAAGGUGGCUGGUCAGACGAGGGGAAGGGGGAGACCGUUUGGGAUCGCUUUGGUCAUGGAAACCUGGCCUUUGAGAAUCAGACAGCUGAUCUGGCUUGUGACAGUUUCCACAAGGUGGAUUAUGAUGUCUACCUCCUGCGAGGUCUCCAUGUCAACACCUACCAGUUCUCCAUCUCCUGGGCCCGUAUAUUCCCCUCAGGCCACAGAGACAGCCAAUCAGAGAAAGGGGCUCUCUACUAUGACAAGCUGAUCGAUGCACUCAUUGAGUCUGGCAUACAACCUGUUGUCACCCUAUACCACUGGGAUCUGCCUCAAGCUCUCCAAGAACAUGGUGGAUGGACCAACACGUCCAUCCUUGAAGCCUUCAAGGACUAUGCAGACUUCUGCUUCUCCAGGUUUGGAGACAGGGUCAAGACUUGGAACACAUUCAGUAGCCCCUGGGUGGUGAGCCAUGCUGGCUAUGGCACUGGUGAGCACCCCCCUGGUGUAAAGGAUUAUGUGGUUGCCUCCUAUCAGGCCACUCACAAUAUACUCAAGUCUCAUGCUGAGGCCUGGCAUGUCUACAAUGACAAGUACCGGAUGAAACAAGGAGGAAAAGUGGGCAUUGCAUUGAAUUCUGACUGGGCCGAGCCCCUCGACCCCUCCAGACCUGAAGACAUAGUAGCUGCGGAUCGCUACCUGCAGUUCAUGCUGGGCUGGUUUGCACAUCCCAUAUUUGUAGACGGAGAUUAUCCUGAAAAACUCAAGACUCAAAUUGAAGAGAAAAAAAGACUGUGUCCCAUUUCUGAGCCUGCAAGGCUUCCAGUUUUCACUCCUGAAGACAGGAAGAGGAUCCAUGGAACUGCUGACUUUUUGGGGUUAAACCACCAUACCUCCCGGUUGGUCAACAAUCGUGAUGGUGGCUGCACCGCUGGUCCUCAGGGGGUUGGUGAUUUCCAGACCCAUGUGGAUCCAUCGUGGUCCCCUACAGCUUCUGACUGGAUAUAUUCAACACCAUGGGGCCUACGAAGGCUUCUAAACUACAUUUCCAAAGAAUACUUGAACGUUAAUAAAGUGCCGAUCUACAUAACUGGGAAUGGGAUGCCUACUGGGGAUAAUGCGGACACUCUCAAUGAUACCAGCAGAAUAGAGUACAUGAGGAGUUACAUCAAUGAGGCCCUGAAAGCUAUACAACUGGAUGGCGUAAAUGUUCAGCGGUUUACUGUCCAGUCACUCAUGGAUGGUUUUGAGGGUCCACAAGGCUACAGUGAACGGUUUGGACUCCACCAUGUCAACUUUGAUCUACCUGACAGACCCAGAACUCCAAAGCAGUCUGCCUACUUUUACUCUGAAGUCAUUGAGAAAAAUGGUUUUGCUUCAAAGAAACAGUUCUUUCAUGCACCAGAUAUGUCAAAUAUGAAUUCAAAUAAAGUUUCCCCGAUGCCACCUUCCACAGUCCCAUCAGAAGCCAAGGAUGUCUGGAGGAAAUUCUCUAAACAAAACAAUUUUCAGAGAAAGCUCUACCACUAUGGUACCUUCCCUCAAGGCUUCGGGUGGGGAGUGUCAUCAUCAGCUUACCAGAUUGAAGGUGGCUGGAAUGCAGAUGGGAAGAAAUCCAGCAUCUGGGAUACCUUCACCCAAGAACCUGGCAAUAUUCCUGGUAAUGCCAGUGGAGACGUGGCCUGUGACAGUUACAACAGACUUGAUGAAGACCUCUACAUGCUGCGAGCUCUGAAGGUGAAUUCGUACAGAUUCUCUCUGUCCUGGUCCAGGAUCUUUCCUGAUGGUCGGCGUAGCUCCAUGAACCAGAAAGGUGUUGACUACUACAAUAGACUCAUUGAUGGUCUCCUAGCGUAUAACAUUACCCCCAUGGUGACACUCUAUCACUGGGACCUCCCUCAAGCUUUGCAGGACAUUGGUGGAUGGGACAAUGUAGACAUGAUUAAUAUUUUUAAUGACUUGUGUGACUUCUGCUUUGACAAGUUCGGAGACAGAGUAAAGUUUUGGAUGACCUUCAACCAACCUCAAACAAUUGCAUGGUCCGGAUAUGGACUUGGACAGAUUCCACCAAAUGUAAAAAAUCCAGGAAUUGCACCAUACAGAGUUGCACACAACCUGAUAAAAGCUCAUGCCAGAGCCUACCACACAUAUGAUGAUAAGUAUCGGACAUCCCAAGGUGGAUUAGUGUCCAUUGCCCUCAAUGCUGAUUGGAUGGAACCUAAAGAUGUCACGGUUCCCAGAGAAGUGGUGGCUGCUGACCGCGCUCUGCAGUUCCAACUGGGCUGGUUUGCACACCCUAUUUUCAAGAACGGGGACUAUCCCGAAGCAAUGAAAUGGCAAGUUGGAAACAAAAGUGAACUCCAAGGUCUUUCAGAGUCAAGACUUCCUUCCUUUACUGAAGAAGAAAAGAGCUUCAUCAGGGGAACCGCUGACAUUUUCUGCGUAAAUCACUACACUACAAAGAUAGUGAACCAUAAUACAGCUCCACUUAGCAUUAAAUCCUAUGACUAUGACAAGGAUUUGAUAGAAGCGGAGGAUAGUGAUUCACCAACCACAGCCAUCAGUAAACAGAGAGCUGUCGCAUGGGGCUUGAGGAGACUCCUCAACUGGAUCAAAGAGGAGUACGGAGAUCCGGCGAUCUACAUUACUGAGAAUGGAGCAUCCACAGACAAUAAGAUCACAGUGGAUGACACAGAAAGGGUAUUUUUCCACAAAACCUACAUUGAUGAGGCUUUGAAGGCCCAUAAUCUUGAUGGUGUGAAGGUGAAAGGAUACAUAGCAACAUCUCUCAUGGAUUCUUUUGAGUGGCUUAAUGGGUACAAAGUUGGAUUCGGGCUGCACUAUGUGGACUUCACCAAUCAAAACCGUCCAAGGACGCCCAAACGCUCAGCUCACUAUUAUUACCAGGUCGUGAGGGACAAUGGUUUCCCAUUACCAGAAGAUGAGAAGACGCUUUACGGAGCAUUUCCCACAAAUUUUAACUGGAGCACUGCUAGUGCUUCCUACCAGAUUGAAGGGAGCUGGAGAGCACAUGGAAAGGGAUUGAGUAUCUGGGACAAGUUUGCCCAUACUCCUUUGAGAGUGAGCAAUAGUAACAAUGGGGAUAUCGCUUGUGAUAGUUAUAAUAAGAUUGAUGAAGAUGUGGCGGUGCUGAAGAAGUUGAAGGUUUCAGACUACCGCUUCUCUGUAUCCUGGCCCAGGGUGCUUCCUGAUGGCACCAACAACUACAUCAAUGAAGCUGGACUGAACUACUACCAUAGAUUACUGGAUGCAUUGGAAGCUGCUAACAUUAAGCCACAGGUGACCCUGUAUCACUGGGACCUUCCAUUGGCUUUGCAGAAAGUAGGGGGGUGGCAAAAUGCAACGAUUGUAGAUAGAUUUAGAGAUUAUGCAGAUGUUUUAUUCAGCCGACUUGGAAACAGAGUGAAGUUCUGGAUCACUUUAAAUGAACCGUACAUUGUAGCCAACCUUGGCUAUGGAUAUGGUACCUUUGCUCCAGGUAUUGUGGGUAAGCAGUAUAUUGCGGCUCACAACCUGAUCAAGGCCCAUGCUGAGGCGUGGCACCUCUAUAAUGACAAGUACCGUGCACCACAUGGAGGCAUCAUCUCCAUUACUAUCAAUUCGGAUUGGGUGGAGCCACGGAACCCAUAUAAGCAGGAGGACGUGGACUCAACCAAGCGCUACUUGCAGUUCUUCAUUGGCUGGUUUGCCCAUCCCAUCUUCAAUGGAGAUUAUCCAGACUUAAUAAAGACCAUCGUUCGCAGAAGAAGCCUCGCUGCAGGUCUCCCUGAGUCACGGCUUCCUGAGUUCACUCCUGAUGAAAUCAGAAGAAUCAAAGGGACCCAUGAUUACUUUGGCUUCAACCAUUACUGUACGGUCCUCUCAUACCCUGUAGAUCUGGGAAAUCAGCAGGAUUAUGAAGCUGACAGGGGCACUGGAACCACACACGACCGCACAUGGAUUGAAACUGGCUCCUUCUGGCUGAAGAUCACGCCAUUUGGAUUCAGAAAAAUCCUCAAGUUCAUCAAGGAUGAGUAUGGAAACCCGCCUGUCUAUGUCACAGAGAAUGGGGUCUCAGAAAGAGGACCGGUGGACCUGAAUGACAUCCACAGAACACACUAUUAUAACACCUACAUCAACCAGGCUCUUAAAGCUCAUGUUCUGGACGGAGUAGACCUAAGAGGCUACACAGCCUGGUCAUUGAUGGACAACUUUGAAUGGGCUGCUGGUUACUCUGAGCGCUUUGGCCUGUUCUAUGUGAACCGUUCCAACCCCACACUUCCUCGCAUCGCUAAAAACUCAGCCUCCCGCUACGCCUCCAUCAUCUCCUGCAAUGGCUUCCCAGACCCAGCCAAUGGGCCCCACGAUUGUUUGAACCCAGAACCAGAAGCAACAACUGCACCCCCUGGGACCACACUAGAGAGCACUUUUAACACAACUGUUCAUACAACUCAUCAUACAACAGAUCAUACGACUGUCCCUGUUCUUCCUCCGUUCACGGUGGACUUCCUGGGUCUGGAGCUUUCGUCUCUAGAUGCUAAAGUGGCACUUUACGUCAUCUUUGCGUUUCUUCUCGCAAGUGUCCUCGGGGUUGUCCUCACCGUGUUCUGGCUCCUGAAAAUAAAAAAGAAAUGCCUGUGUCAGUGUGAAUGA
Pleuronectes platessa (European plaice) is the source of this 5736-nucleotide messenger RNA. Its product is annotated as lactase/phlorizin hydrolase-like. Gene Ontology annotation, molecular function: hydrolase activity, hydrolyzing O-glycosyl compounds. The record is from RefSeq and is a predicted model, not a curated record. The transcript is spliced from 18 exons. Lineage: Eukaryota; Metazoa; Chordata; Actinopteri; Pleuronectiformes; Pleuronectidae. Gene Ontology annotation, biological process: carbohydrate metabolic process. Bases 1 to 5736 code for a protein of 1911 amino acids.